AUGAGGAUUGGUGAAUUUGAAAUGGUGGCGUUGACUAUAUUGAAGAAUAAAAUUCCUCCUAAAUUGAAGGAUCCGGGCAGCUUCACAAUUCCUUGUUCUAUUGGUGGUAGAGACGUUGGUAGAGCACUUUGUGACAUGGGGGCUAGUAUCAAUUUGAUGCCCAUGUCAAUUUUCAAGAAGUUGGGGAUUGGAGAAGCAAGACCAACCACAGUCACUUUGCAAUCAGCGGAUCGCUCUAUGGCACACGCGGAAGGAAAAAUUGAAGAUGUACUUGUGCAAGUUGAUAAAUUCAUUUUUCCGGUUGAUUUCAUCAUCCUUGAUUAUGAAGUGGAUAGAGAUGUUCCUAUUAUCUUGGGUAGGCCAUUUCUAGCUACCGAGAGGACCUUGAUUGAUGUACAAAAAUAG
Humulus lupulus (European hop) is the source of this 405-nucleotide messenger RNA. RefSeq lists its product as uncharacterized. Lineage: Eukaryota; Viridiplantae; Streptophyta; Magnoliopsida; Rosales; Cannabaceae. The transcript has a single exon. The coding region runs from base 1 to 405 and encodes 134 amino acids. The record is from RefSeq and is a predicted model, not a curated record.